This is a messenger RNA of Amorphotheca resinae ATCC 22711, 964 nucleotides long. RefSeq lists its product as hypothetical. The record is from RefSeq and is a predicted model, not a curated record. Bases 118 to 912 code for a protein of 264 amino acids. The transcript has 3 exons. NCBI's taxonomy places the organism in Eukaryota, Fungi, Ascomycota, Leotiomycetes, Helotiales, Amorphothecaceae.
ACAUUUCAUUCCCAAGUGCACAUGAACUCCCUACAAUUUACUCAACUCCUUAUAAGAGCAUCUCAUUCCUUAUCCCAUAAACCUUUUUCAAAUCAUAUUUCGAAGAGAUCGUUCACCAUGUCAACGCAGUUAUCGAAAGAGCCCAGACGGUUCGCGCCGCUCAAGGAGGGGAGCGAAAACACGAUAGAAGGAGCGCCGAAGCUAAAGGGCGUUGUGUUUGAUGUUGAUGGCACUUUAUGCCUUCCCCAAACCUACAUGUUCGCCGAGAUGCGCGCUGCCGUCGGCAUCCCACCCGGCGUCGACAUCCUCGAGCACAUCUACCAGCUUCCCUCCGCCGACCAAGAAGCCGCGAUGGAGAAGAUCCGGGGCGUAGAGCGCAGCGCCAUCGCCUCGCAGUCGCCGCAGCCCGGGCUCGUACCGCUCAUGAGCUACCUGGAAAGCAAAGGGAUCCCGAAGGGGAUCUGCACGCGCAACUUCGAGACGCCGGUGAACCACCUGCUGGAAAAGUUCCUCGCGGGCAAGCUGUUCAGCCCUAUCGUCACGAGGGAUUUUCGCCCCCCGAAGCCAGACCCCGCGGGCAUUUUGCAUAUUGCGAAGACGUGGGGUUUGCUGAAGGGCGAGGGCGUGCCGGAUGCUAGUCAGUUGAUUAUGGUUGGGGAUUCAAUAGAUGAUAUGACGGCAGGCUAUAGAGCUGGCGCGGCGACGGUGCUUUUGGUUAAUGAGGUGAAUGCGCACUUGGCGACGCAUGAACAUACAGAUCUAUGUGUCUCGAGACUGGAUGAGUUGAUUGAGGUCUUAGAAAAGGGGUUUGUGGGAAGGAUAGGCAGGGGGGAGGAAGAGAGCGAUACUAGAGGCCGAGCAGAGCGGGUAUUGAGGGAAGCCAAGGGGGAGGAAGCAUUAGACAAAGAGUAGAAUCAAGAACCAGUAUCAUAGCCUCUCGUUAUCCAUCUAUGAGACGCCUCGC